Paramecium tetraurelia is the source of this 1995-nucleotide messenger RNA. RefSeq lists its product as uncharacterized. The record is from RefSeq and is a predicted model, not a curated record. The transcript is spliced from 2 exons. Lineage: Eukaryota; Ciliophora; Oligohymenophorea; Peniculida; Parameciidae.
AUGAAACAACUAUGCAAACACCUUUAUUUAAAAACAUUUGGGCCUAAUUAGAAUAUAUCAGUUAACAGAACCACCUACAUCAUCCUAAGUGGUAGAGUAUUAGUAACCUAAGAACUUGACUCCACCAAACCAAAGACUUUCACAGAUAUUUCGGAUAUUCAACAAUAUUCUCAAGUCUCUGAAAUGACAUUUGGAUAAUCAUUCAAUGAAUUUGGCUUACAGGAUGUUUAGAAAUCUACUGCAGUUACACUAAGACAAACAGAUGUAGCCUGUCUAGAUUUUAAAUUUAUCAUCGAGUUAAACUCAAAUAUCAAAUCGAGUGAAAAUAAUGAAAAAAUAGCAUUUCUGAAACAGCUCACCUACAUUUAACAAUUCUCCGAUAAUGAAAUUAAAUAUUUCGCAUACAAAUUAGAAGUUAUCAAACCUUAGAAAAAUGAAACAAUCUAUUAAGAAGGCGAUUAGGAAUGCGAUUGGGCAUACUUUGUUUUUAAGGGAGAAUUUUCACUCACAAAAAGAGAUGAGAACUAAACUGAACAUUAAUUGACUAGAUUAGCUGAGGGAGAAGUCUUUGGAGAAGAGAGCUUUUUGAAUUAUGAUAAAAGGUAUUUUAAUAUUAAGUGUCUUUGUGAUUCAGCAAUGUUAUUUAGAAUUUCAAAUGUAGAAUUCGAGAAGAAAGUUUGGCAAAGAGAGUCAAGGAACAUAUUAUUUCUCCUUAUUGGAGAGAAAUGGAUUUUCAGAUUGAAGAGAUUUGUUGAAUUGUCUAAAUAACCAAUUAAUACAGAAGAACUAAAAGCUCACUUAGCCUAUUUAGAAGAGAUUAGUACUUGCAAAUUGAAUUUUCAAUUAUAGGAGACUGAAUUUAAUCCCAAAAACAUUAGCAAUCAAUUAAAAUCAAAUAAAGGGAUUAAGUAAUAAAAAUCUAAAAUUCUGCCUAAUUCUUUAAUUAUCCAAAAUACCUAAUAAUUUAAUCAAUUCUUUUAACAUCAAACAUGCAAAGCGUAACAUUCAAAUAAAAAUUUAUCCUUUGAGAAAACACAUACAAAUGCAUAAACAAAGUUAGCAGAUAAUUAUCCUAAAAAUAGUGAGUAAUAACCCAAAAGAAGAGUCUUGUAGAAAAUAAUAAAUCCAAAUGUUAAAAGCACUAAAAUAUCUUCCCAUUUUAAUUUUGAACUAACAACCAAUGAAUAACCAGAAGUUCAAUUGGAUAAUUUUGUCAAAACCCAAAAUGUUGUAAAUGAUGAAGUUAUCAACUGGGGAGGUAAUUCGAGUAGAAGAAAUCAAGAACUCAAAGAAUAAUUCUACAAUGCAAUCAAAAGUUAUGCUUCUCAUGUUAAAUAUCAAAAUCUCAACUUUAUGGAAGCAUCUUCAAAUUACUCCAAGUAAUUAAACAGUGAAUAUGAACUUCUCAUGAAAAAAUAAUAAGAAAAUAUUGGGAAUUUUUUUGAACUUGAACCCAGAAGCAAAACAGAUAAUCAAUUAAGAAAAGAAUACUUUCUCAAAUAAUUAAAGAAAAUGCAAAAACGAUUAUAGGUACUUUAGAUGAUUGCUAAAGGUUACAUUACUUGUAAAUAUAAUUAGUAUGUAAAUGAGGAAGGAGAGAUAGUAGAUAUUAUAGAAAAAGUUUCAAAAGAUGAUGCUUAUGAAAUUAAGGAUGGCAAAAAAUAACUUAAAUUCAAUUUUGUUACCUCCAUCAAUUAUAAACCUGUGGAAAAACCAAAAUUUAAAGAUUUCGAUUAGCAAAUCGUUGAAUAAGAGGAAUAAAUUAGAGUUAUUUCUGAUAUAGUAUCUGGUAAACUUGACCCCGAGCAAGUGCCAUACGUCAAUGAAGAAUAUACCAAAUAGAUGUCUAUGAGAAAAAAGGCUAGUGAAGUUUUUUAGACUCCAACCCUAGUAAAAUCAUUUAGUUCCAAGCUUAGAAUCUCAUCUGCAACAUAUAAAAAGGAUCUAUCUAAAAAUAUUUUCUCGAAUGCCAUAAAGAUAAGAAAGAUGACAUGA